This is a messenger RNA of Linum trigynum, 1656 nucleotides long. The record is from the annotation of a GenBank genome assembly. NCBI's taxonomy places the organism in Eukaryota, Viridiplantae, Streptophyta, Magnoliopsida, Malpighiales, Linaceae.
AUGGAUCGGAGGAGGGCCGGAAGUCCGGUGUACGGGCGGCAGUGGAGUGGAGGAUCGAGCAGCACUGGUUCUUCCUCUCCGGUGAUGUCGCCGGCGCAUCCGAGCUCCAGGCUGGGAGCUGGCAUGUCAACCAUAAAGCGCACACAGAACGUAGCCGCCAAGGCAGCUGCUCAGCGGCUAGCUCAAGUCAUGGCAUCGCAGACUGCCGAUGAUGAGGAGGAUGAAGACGAUCUAGGGUUUCGGUUCAGUAAUCAGGCAGCUGCUCCGCCGUCUAGCUUCGGUAACAGUUUCAAUCAGAACGGAAAGAGUAGUGCUACUCCAGCCAUUUCUUUUACUAGAGGGAACAGAUCUCCAUCCCCUGCGUUAGGUCGAAACUUUGUAGAGCAAGUUAGUCAGCCUCGAUCCUCAUCAACAGGGCGAUCCACGAUUUCUGUUCGAACUUCAUUGAUGCCGUCUAGUAAAUCAACUUUAAGGACUCCCGUAGCUAUACCUGCCAUUGAGCCUCCAGCCAUCAAGACCCGAGAUAAAAGGUUUAAUGCUGAUGUAGGGCAGCUUAAGAAAGAUACCGGGGAUCAGCGUGAAGCAUCUGCACUUCGUGAUGAACUUGAUAUGCUACAAGAAGAGAAUGAGGGCAUACUUGACAAGCUGCGGCGUGCUGAAGAAAGACGCGAGGAAGCAGAGGCUCGUGCAAGGGAACUUGAGAAACAGGUAGCUUCCCUUGGAGAAGGUGUUUCCCUUGAAGCUAAACUCUUAAGCAGGAAAGAAGCAGCGUUGCGUCAAAGAGAGGCCGCUUUAAAGGCAGCAAAGCAGACCAAAGAUGGCAGAGAUGAGGAGAUUGCUUCUCUUCGCUCAGAGCUUGAGAAUAUAAAGGAUGAGACAGUAACAGCUGUGGAGCAGCUACGGGAAGCAGAAUCUGAAGCUAAAGCACUACGCACGAUGACACAAAGAAUGAUUUUGACUCAAGAAGAGAUGGAGGAAGUAGUUUUGAAGAGAUGCUGGCUUGCUCGAUACUGGAGUCUAGCCGUGCAACAUGGAAUUUGUGCAGAUAUAGCAGUGCCAAAGCAUGAACAUUGGUCUGCUUUUGCUCCCCUUCCAUUUGAGGUUGUCAUUUCUGCUGGGCAGAAGGCCAAGGAAGAAGUUCGGGACAAAGUUGGCAAUAAUUCGGACAGGAGUAAGUCUGCUCGUGAUUUGAGCGAUUUAACAGGAGAAGGAAAUAUUGAGAGUAUGCUUUCAGUUGAAAUGGGAUUGAGGGAAUUGGCUUCUUUGAAGGUUGAGGAUGCUGUUGUGCUUGCGUUGGGCCAGCACAGACGAGCAAAUUUGAGAACUCUUGGUGAUCCCAAGUAUUCUGAAGCCGUUGGAUUGAGUGAAGCGGAGGCAGAAGAUGUUCUUUUCAAAGAGGCAUGGCUAACAUAUUUCUGGAGAAGAGCCAAAGCGCAUGGUGUGGAAGAGGAUAUAGCAGAAGAACGUCUUCAAGUCUGGAUCAGUCGUAGCGGGAAGACGCCCACUUCGCAUGAUGCUGUCGAUGUUGAGCGAGGAUUGGUUGAGCUAAGGAAGUUGAGCAUAGAGCAACAACUUUGGGAAGCAUCACGAAAAGAAAUCGACCAGCCCUCACUUGCCAAUCAUAAAUCUACGACAGAUUCGGACAACUCGUCGUAG